Messenger RNA from Myxocyprinus asiaticus (Chinese sucker), 6915 nucleotides. Its product is annotated as protein tweety homolog 2-like. Gene Ontology annotation, cellular component: plasma membrane. Gene Ontology annotation, molecular function: volume-sensitive chloride channel activity; intracellularly calcium-gated chloride channel activity. NCBI's taxonomy places the organism in Eukaryota, Metazoa, Chordata, Actinopteri, Cypriniformes, Catostomidae. The coding region runs from base 970 to 2616 and encodes 548 amino acids. The transcript has 15 exons. The record is from RefSeq and is a predicted model, not a curated record.
UCACGGACAUGACACAAUGCAGUUUAAUACAUUCUAUACACAACUAGUAACUAAAGACCGGCCCAGACAAUUUAAUUAUGACUUUUUAUUUGAAAAUAAAAUAAUAAGCUAAAUUUAGAUGCGAAGCAACUUAAAAGAGAAAAUAUGCAAUUGAGGGAGAAAACAAGUACUGCAAUGAGUGCUACAGUGGACUUAGAGCAGUAGUAAUUGCAGACUAAUCUAAUGAAACAAAAAUUAUCUUGGUGUUAAACCGAAAUAAUUAGGAAAUGGUAUGUAAUGCAUGAGUGUUUAAGCAUAUUCAAUCUGUAGUUUGUUUACAAAUGUUUCUAAUCCUUAUAUAUCAGCUGUGUCGCUUCGGUUUAUUUCGCCAGUGUCUGCAACUUCAUAGGUUGUCCAGCAGAUGGGAGCAUUGCGUCAACUUUAGUCAAACUAUUAAAUUCGCAUUUUAUCUGCUUACUGAAGCCACUGGUCUUAUAUUCCUUUCUCUUAAUUAACCCCUGUAAAGGCUAUAAGACUUUUAUAUUCCUGCUGAAUCUGUUUUGAGUGUAGUUUAGCCACCAUCUAAAAAAACAUAUUCCUAUUUAAGCGCGCUCCCGAGCUUCAGUCGUGCGCUCAUUGAAGCGCGCACCCGGGUUCCUCGCUCAUUUGACGGAAUUCUCGGAGACGCGCUCGGAAUGGCAGCGGCGGACGGGUCAGCACGAGACAAGGAUUUAAUGCAAUAAUUCCACAUGUUCCGUUUAUUCUCAUGGGUUGCACUCUGUGGAAAUACUUAGAUAUCGUCAUAUGUCCCCUUUCAGUACUUUUGUUUCUGUCCCAAAUCUCUCUAAUGUCUAAACACAAAGCUUUUGUUUGAGAAGACACAUAAGAGUCGGAUAAACGCGAAAGAAACACCCUAAUUGUCCGUCUCUGUCCGGGAAAGUGAUUUCUUCGUCGUCGUCGUUACUUUUGGAAAAAUAUUGUGGCUGAAGGAUGUCUUCUGCACGCGUAGAUUAUAUCGCUCCUUGGUGGACUUACUGGCUUAAUCAGUUUCCUCAUGUCAAUUUGAGGUUUCAGCCCGUGGAUCACACGUUUAACCCUCAAGAGGAGAACUACCAGCAGUCGCUCAUCUUCUUGAGUUGUGUAGCAGCAGCUGGGCUUGGUGUAAACCUGCUGUGUCUGGCAAUCUACCUGAGCUGCCUUUGCUGCUGUCGGAAAGAUGAAGAGGAAGAGGAGAGUAAGAAGUCCAACUCUUGCUGUGUCACUUGGGCUGCUGUUGCUGCAGGGCUCAUCUGCUGUGUUGCGGUGGGAGUGGGUUUCUAUGGAAACAGUGAAACCAAUGAUGGGGUAUACCAGCUGACCUAUUCCCUCUAUAACGUCAACAACACGCUAGCAGGAGUGGACAGUUUGGUGACGGGUACUAUGGGAGGUAUGCAGAGUGGUCUAAAGGAUCACUUGUCUCGCUUGGAUGAGAUCUUUGCCACACGGGGAGACUUUGUACAGACGCUGCACUUCAUGCAACAGAUGGCAGAUAGCAUCAUUAAACAGCUUUUGGGGCUUCCUGAUUGGGAAAAGGCAAAAGUAGACCUGGCCGCCAUUGCUGAUCAGACAGCAUAUGUGGAGUAUUACAGGUGGUUGACAUUCCUGCUGAUUCUAAUCUUGGAUCUGGUCAUCUGUCUGGCUGCUUGUCUCGGUCUGGCCAAACAAUCCCGCUGGCUGCUCACUACGAUGAUGGUGUUUGGGGUUCUGACUCUGAUACUCAGCUGGGCGUCUCUUGGAGCUGAUAUGGCCACUGCAGUGGGCACAAGCGAUUUCUGUGUUGCACCUGACAAAUUUCUGAUGAACCAAACAAAAGACAUAAUCAGCUCGGAUAUCGUGCACUAUUACCUGUACUGCAGCCAGACCCUUCCCAACCCAUUUCAGCAGUUUGUCUUGCAGUCCCUGACUGUCUUCCAGAGAUCGUUGACCACCAUGCAGAUCCAGAUUCAGGGGCUGCUGCAGUUUGCUGUGCCUCUCUUUCCUACAGCUAAGAGGGAUUUAUUGAGUAUUCAGCAUCUAUUAAAUAAUUCAGAGGCCAGUUUACACCAGCUCACUGCCCUGCUAGACUGCAGAGGACUGAAUAAGGAUUACCUGGAUGCUCUGAUAGGUGUCUGUUAUGAUGGUGUGGAGGGGUUACUGUAUCUGUGCCUGUUUUCACUUCUGGCGGCCUGUGCCUUCUCUGUGAUGUUGUGUGCCAUCCCAAGAGCAUGGAGGCAGAUCGCCAACAGAGAAAGGGAUUAUGAUGACAUAAUUGACGGUGACCCGUUUAACCCUCAGAGUCGACGGAUGGCAUCACAUCACUCACACCCGGGCAACAUGCACAGCUUCUGCAGUUAUAGUAGCAGUAUGGGCAGCCAGACUAGUCUUCACCCUCCCACACAGACUGUGACCAAUGCACCCAUCUCAGAGUAUAUAAACCAGUCUGCGCUGUUCGGUGGGAACCCACGUUUUGAGAACGUUCCUCUGAUCGGAAGGGGGUCUCCUCCUCCAUCGCUUUACUCUCAGCAAUAUAGAAACCGCUACUCUCCAACCAUGAGAGCCACCUACCUCUCCAUGACUGAAGACCAGAUCAGACACUUUGGGGAGGAUUUCCAGGCGUAGAACUGAUCUCCUUUCCUCUGUCAUGUAUACGUUUCCCCUGCUGUGAAUCUUUUCACUCUGGGAAAAUGGACACACUGAGAACUCUCACGCCAGCAUGUGUGUGCACCCUUCUGUGUGUGUUACUGUAACUCAGCAGACCACAGUCUGAGAGGAGAACAUCUUUCUAGAAACUGUGUGUUUGGGUACUUGCUUGCAUGUAUGUGUGUGUUUGUCGAUAAUUAUGAUGGUGCAGUGCAUCUGUUUCCUCACUACUGACACAUACAUGUGAGGUGCUGAAAUAUCCUUUCUGUAAUAAUCUGUUUUACUUGUACGUUUACACUGUGUCUUUCAUCUAUUAGACUGAUGGUCUUCCCUGUUGCCUUUUUAAAAUACAUACACUGUUCGGUGUGGGUAACCACAAUGUUUUGGCACAGAAAUUGAGCACAUUUUUCCUGACCUGUGUACAUAACCUUAAAAAAGGUUACCCAUUUGUCGUAUUAAAGAUCAUUGCGGACACUGGUUGUAUUAUGUAUUGAUAUUCUGUCCGUUGGACAUUUAGUCCUACUGAUCUCAUGAAAAUUACAUGACUGUGGCGACAAUUUAGCAAAAUUAUAUUAUGUGGUUCCUUAUCGCGGCAUUUCCGAGGUGAAAUGUGCACUGAGUGGCACUAAAUGAGAGUUAAAUAUUCUUCCAAACAGAUGAGGUUUUUAAGUUUAUUGAUCUAUCAAGUUUUAAAUCAACAAAGCCUACCUCCCUACCCUAAAUCUUAAACCUAAACCUAACUGAUAGUGUCAUAUUAAAUCAAGUAAACGUGAACUGAAAAACCCAAUUGCUAAAGCAACCAUGUCAUUUUGUGGUACUUCUAUGACACUUUCGGCUAAUGUUUUGAUUUGCAUGCUUUUCAGGACUGGUAUCCUGGUACCAUAUGCUCCAUCAGUGUCUAAACAAGCUUGUAAAUGUAGUUGGUUAUGUAAUGCAAAUGUUAAAAUGUAUUGUCUUACAAGUCAUGCACUAUAGUAAAAGUGGUUUGAUGUCAUAAGAUAGCAUCGUGUGAGGAACAGGGCAAAAAAAUACCUGUUUAUGAACUGAUAACACUAUGUAACACAAUUUUUGUUCCUGGGUAGUAAGUGUUAUUUCCUAAUUGCGUAUGCCUCAAAAGUAUAGAAAAUGGCUAUUAUUCCCCACAGACUUUGCUUUUGUGACCAGGACAGUGAUAUUUUGAAAUGUACCUAUUUCCAAUGAGAAAAUGGGCGAAUUUGUGUCCAAAUUAACAUGUAUUUAUACUAAAGUAAUACAAAAAUGACUAUCAAAAGAUUUAGAAGUGAGUAGUUUUUCGAAAUUUACGAUUAUACCGUAAAUCACUUUCACAAAUCAGCCCCCAAAUGUAGUCUCCCAUCAUGUUCUCGUUAUACUGUCCUUGGUAGCGGCGUUCAAAAUCCAGUAUAUCCUGGUGGAAGCGCUCGCCUUGCUCCUCCGAGUACGCUCCAAUGUUCUCCUUGAAUUUAUCAAGAUGAGCAUCAAGGAUAUGGACUUUGAGGGACAUCCUACAGCCCAUUGUGCUGUAGUUCUUCACCAGAGUCUCAACCAGCUCCACAUAGUUUUCAGCCUUGUAAUUGUCCAGGAAGUCCCGAACCACUGUGACAAAGCUGUUCCAAGCCGCUUUCUCCUUACUAGUGAGCUUCUUGGGGAAUUCAUUGCACUCCAGGAUCUUCUUUAUCUGUGGUCCAACGAAGACACCGGCUUUGACCUUUGCCUCAGUCAGCUUAGGGAAGAAGUCUUGAAGGUACUUGAAGGCUGCUGACUCCUUAUCUAGAGCUCUGACAAAUUGUUUCAUAAGGCCCAAUUUGAUGUGCAGUGGUGGCAUCAGCACCUUCCGGGGGUCCAACAAUGGCGCCCACUUGAUGUUGUUCCUCCCCACAGAGAACUCGGUCCGCUGUGGCCAGUCCCACCUGUGGUAGGGCGCCUUGGUGUCCCUGCUGUCCCAAAGGCAAAGAUAGCAGGGAAACUUGGUAAAACCGCCUUGGAGACCCAUCAGGAAUGCCACCAUUUUGAAGUCUCCUAUGACCUCCCAGCUGUACUCCUCAUACUUCAAGGCAUCCAGCAAGGUCUUGAUAUGUAUCCACUUAGGCAACUGGAACUAAACUGAACUGGUGGGCUUAAGGCCCCUGUGUUUAUACUACUAUUUAUAUUACUGGAAAGUUCUAGAAGUUACUCCAAGUUUACUCAGCACUGAAACUAUCUGGAAUGUUCUGGAAAAUAGGUAAAUUACAAAAUAUCAUAGUCCUGGUCACAAAAGCAAAGUUUGCCAUUUUCUAUACUUUUAGAUAUAAGCAAUUAGGAAAUAACACUUACUACCCAGGAACCCCCAAAAAUACAAAAAAUAAAAAUAAGAAAUGUGUUACACAGUGUAAUCUGCCAUUUUACUGCCGUUAAUUGUGUGAAAGGAAAUAAGUCGUUGUAGUGCCUCUAGUGUUCAUUUCACUAGGAAACUUACGAUAUGUACAAUGAGCUACGUUAAAAUCAGUUUGCAAAAAUGUUGGUAUAGUAACCUGUUACUAUGAGACCAAGUUGCACAUAGUGUACAGUGUUGCUAGUGCCAGCAUCAUUAAACUUUAAAGUAGGUGUGUUAGGUACUUUUCUAAGCAACUGAUGCUCAUGAAAAGGUGUCUUACAAUUUUUGUAAACUUAAUAGAUAUGUCAUCACUUUUAUGAUGGCUAACUCUACACUUUUUUUUUUUCUCUCUAAUUUUAAGCCAUUUUUGGCGCCCGAGAAUGGAAGCAUGAUUUGUGCCUCGUAAAGACCCCAUGAAAUCACUUGACAAGCACAGUUUUCAUAUCCUAUUAUAACAUGUUCCUGUUUAAAUAGGAAAUAAGUGCAUGGGACAUAUCAAAGGUCCCUUUUUAAAUAGUCAGUAGGCUUUAGUUUACGUCAAAGCUGAGAAUCAUGAUUUGCCUCUUGAUAUUGUUAGUCAGAGAUGGCUAAUGGGAGGGACAUGAUCAUUCCAGAGAGCAUUACAUUGGACAAACAUUUGUAUAUGAGUCCAAGAUUAGUCAUUGAUAUCCUUGAUGGUUUGUUCCUGGAAGAAAAAGACUUUAAAUUGUUAGUGCUCCUAAAAGUGUAGUUUUAGAUGUACACUUUUAGGAGCAUAUAGAUGACAUCUAGGCUAAUAGACAUGGACUAAAAGCCACAGAAGUCCUACAUACGUGGGGACUUUUUUGUUUCAUAGGUAACAAUUUACAAUAAGGUUCCAUUUGUUAACAUUAGUUAACAACAUUAGUUUACAUGAACUAACAAUGAACAGUACUUAUUAAGCAUUUAUUAAUCUUAGUUAAUGUUAAUUUCAACAUAUAAUAAUACAUUUAAUAUCAAAAGUUGUUUUUGUUAACAUUAGUUAAUGCACUAUGAACUAAAGUGAACUAACAAUGAACAAUAGUAUUUUUAUUUACUAACAUUAGCAAAGAUUAAAAAUGAUGUAAACGAAUAUUGAGAAUUGUUUCUUCAUAAUACCUAAUGCAUAAAUUAAUAUUAACGAAUGGAACCUUAUUGUAAAGUGUUACUUUUUAAUUUCUUUAUUCACUGAGCGGCCAAGCUGAAAACAGUUCUUUGUUUGUAGUGCAUUGUGAAUAUCAGGGAUGGGACAUGGAGGAAAAAUGACUUUCUGUCAGCUUUGUUUUAUGCAUGUAGAGGUUUUAUGAAGCACAAACUAAUCACUUGAGAUUUAAAGUGAUGCACUAAAAUGUUUGUUGACAUGUGCUCCUACAAUUGUCCUAUAAAUAAUGUAUUUCUAAAUAGCCUACCUGAGGUACCUGCCAAAUUUCCCAGCAAGCACAAAUGAGGGAUCAUUUUGUAUGGGACUUUAAAUGACAAACCUUUUUACCAGAUCAAGUAGGCAAGCAUAUUAUCCAGAGAGCACACUGAGCCAAUACCUUCCAAUGCAGAAGAUCUUAGAAUAUUUUGUAUUAACCUGACCAGCUGUAAAUAACAUGUAUGAUAAUAUGUGUUGUUUGUGUGAUUUUAUUUGCAUAUCUUUGUUUGCUCCAUUCUUGCCACAUAUCUUGCUUGAUGAUAAAAUUAGCUACUUGGACAAAUAACAGUGUGUCAAAUUCAAAAUGUCUAGAUCUGAAAGAGGUCCAUGGUGGCAUCGGUUUGGUGUAUUAUUGCCUUGUUAGAAUGUUUUUUUUUUCUUCUUCUUCUUUUUUAUGGAUUUUAAUACCUUGGGUGCAUGAAUAGCACUGUUCUGCCGACACUGUGGUGGUGCUUAAUUUCUGUCUCAUGUAGAGGAAAGCAAUAUGGUCAAUAAUAAAACAUUUUGCAUUGAA